This is a messenger RNA of Leptonychotes weddellii (Weddell seal), 563 nucleotides long. The record is from RefSeq and is a predicted model, not a curated record. Lineage: Eukaryota; Metazoa; Chordata; Mammalia; Carnivora; Phocidae.
CCUGAGGCCUUGCCACCCCUCGGACCAUGUUUAACGGGGAGCCGGGUCCGGCCUCGGCCGCGGCCUCCAGGAAUGUGGUUCGGAGCUCCAGCAUCAGUGGUGAAAUCUGCGGCCCCCAGCAGGCUGGGGGUGGGACCGGGACCACCACGGCCAAGAAGCGGCGCAGCAGCCUUGGGGCCAAGAUGGUGGCCAUCGUGGGCCUGACCCAGUGGAGCAAGAGCACGCUGCAGCUGCCCCCAUCUGAAGGGGCCACCAAGAAGCUGCGCAGCAACAUCCGGCGGAGCACAGAGACGGGCAUCGCGGUGGAGAUGCGGAGUCGGGUCACACGCCAGGGCAGCCGGGAGUCCACAGAUGGGAGCACCAACAGCAACAGCUCCGAGGGCACGUUCAUUUUCCCCACCACUCGGCUUGGGGCUGAAAGCCAGUUCAGUGAUUUCCUGGAUGGGCUGGGGCCAGCCCAGAUUGUGGGGCGACAGACAUUGGCGACGCCACCGAUGGCUGCACGCCUGGCAGUGCCGAGUGCCUGCUCGGUGUAAGACGGUGAACCAGAGGGGGCGCCUGGG